AUGCCUCCACCAUUCAUGCCACCACCACUAACAGCAGAUGCCGAUCCUGGUCCACCUACUAGGGGACCUGAUGGAUACUCUUGGAAGGACUUGGUGUUCGAGACGAUCGACCCUGUAGUACCUAGUUUGGCAGUGAAUCUACCCGUACCUCUCGAUAGAGCUGGUCUAGUAGUAGGAGUACGAGGCAAUACUGUUAGGAGUCUAGAAUCCCAAUGUGGGGUUGAGAUAAGUGUUGCUGUUCGUGAUGAUGAUCCUCUGAGAGAUCCAUCAACUAAUACCACCCAUGUUCAUGUUAGAGGGCCAAAGUAUGGUGUAUAUGAAGCUAUGCAGAGGAUUGGGGACCUAUUCCGAUACCGUCAUCCUCUACCAGAGAUGCAAGGAGGAUGCCUUCCUCCUCCUACUCCACUACCCCCUCCUCCAGCUAACGUCCCUUCAGAGCUGCUACCACCUCCCUUACCACAAUCGAUGAUGAAUCACCAUAGUGCAUAUGAGGCCAACCCAGAAUCCUUGUCCAAUGUGGAUAAGCCUAACUUG
This is a messenger RNA of Perkinsus marinus ATCC 50983, 534 nucleotides long. RefSeq lists its product as hypothetical. NCBI's taxonomy places the organism in Eukaryota, Perkinsozoa, Perkinsida, Perkinsidae. The annotation marks the transcript as partial. The record is from RefSeq and is a predicted model, not a curated record. Gene Ontology annotation, molecular function: RNA binding. The transcript has 4 exons.